Molecule: messenger RNA, 2415 nt
Organism: Heteronotia binoei (common prickly gecko)
Lineage: Eukaryota; Metazoa; Chordata; Lepidosauria; Squamata; Gekkonidae
Gene: PRKRA
Product: protein activator of interferon induced protein kinase EIF2AK2
Exons: 9
Coding region: 58-1149 (363 amino acids)
Source: RefSeq, a predicted model, not a curated record
GAGCCGGCCCCCGGAAGGAACCCCAUGCGAAAGGCGAAGAGGGACGGGCUCUGAACGAUGCUUCCUGGCGAGGAGGAGGAUGAGGAGAAGGAGAUGGCGGCCCCCCUGAGCGGCAUGGCUCUGGUAGAGGCGCUUCCCUGCCCGGCGAUGCCCCAAGAGGGACUCUCGGGCGCGGAGCAGCAGAACUCCACAGCGGCGAAACAAAAUCCCCUCAGCCUCACACCAUAUGCUGGUUGCACAGACGUGAAUCUACAAGGAUGCUUGGAGGAAAUUAUUAAAGCCAAUCCAGAGAAAACACCAAUUCAGCUGUUACAUGAGUACUGCACAAAGGCUAACAUCACUCCUGUGUAUGAAUUUGAAAAAAAUGAGGAACAAAUGCAUCUGCCUGUCUUUACCUUUAAAGUUAGCUUGGGAGAAAUAACCGGAACAGGAGAAGGUUCCAGCAAGAAAAGUGCAAAACAUAAAGCUGCGGAAGCUGCACUGAACAUGUUAAAAGACAAUCCUAAUCUUUGUAUUUCUAUGCCAGACCACAUGACCCUUGAACCUUGCAAUCAAGCACAGAAUCAGACCAAUCCUAUAGGAUUGUUGCAGGAAAUGGCCAUUCAGAAGAGAUGGAGACUUCCAGAGUAUUCAUUUGAACAGGAGACAGGACCAUCACAUAUGAGAGAGUUCACAGUGACUUGCAGAGUAGAAACAUUGGAAGGAACAGGGACAGCGACCUCUAAAAAAUUAGCAAAGCGAAAUGCUGCUGAGAAAGUACUUGAUAAACUUGAUGAACUCUGUAAUUCUUUUGGAGACAGUAUCAAUUUUUUUUCAGGAAUUGAACAGAGCCAUAAAUUGAGAUGUAUGCGGGAUAUUCUUAGGAACUCUUCGGGAGAAAAAAUGAAAUUGCUGAGGUGGAAUCCACUUGGUGUUCUUAGUACCGAUUAUGUCGAACUUCUUGAUGAAAUUGCAGAAGAACAAGGUUUUAAUGCAACCUAUCUGUAUCUAGAGGAGCCAAGCAUGAAUGGACAACACCAGUGUCUUGCAGAACUUUCAACCAGUCCAGUGAUAGUUUGCCAUGGGACUGGAAUCUCCUGGGAGAAUGCCAAGACCAAUGCUGCUUACAACACACUACAGUAUUUAAAGAUCAUGGCUGGAAGGAAAUGAGCUUCAAACAGAGAAAAAUAUUCAGAGCCAGGGCUUUUUUGUAGCAGGAACUCCUUUACAUAUUAGGCCACACACCCCUGAUUUAGCCAGUCCUCCAAGAGUGUACAGAGCCUAAUAUGCAAAGGAGUUCCUGCUACAAAAAGAAAGCCCUGUUUAGAGCUGUUUAAAAGUCACAUCACAUAGCCCCUCUAUAAUUAUUCGCUGUAACAGAACAAUAAUUUAAAUCCAUUACUACUAUCAUUUUGGGUGGUUAGACUCAGAAAGCCUAGCUACCUGCAUAGGUGCAGUCAUGCAGUGAGAGACAUUUGGCUUUCUAGGAUGGGAUCUGAUGUGUGUGUCUCUCAUAAUCCUUAGGACAUUGCCCUAAACUGAUGGUUGUUCCCCCAUAGACAUGAAUGUGAUUUCUCCUCUCCUUUUCUGUAUUGUCUACUAAACUUUUACAUUAUGAAUUCACAAAUUCUGUAUUAUCUUCCUCCUCUGUCAGUAAUAGCCAGUGACCAGGGAGGGGCACAGAUAAAUAAGGAAUCAAGGUAAUGUUCUGCCAUGUAUUAUGGAGGGGGGAGAACUAGGCAUAGCAGCAUUUCUGGCAGUGGCAAUGUGUUUAGGAUAAUGUCUUCUUUACCCUCAGAGCACUUUGUUCCCAAAGGCUGGGAGCAGGACUUCCGCACAUCACAUCCCAUUUCACUUGAAAUUACUCCUACAUACUUGACUUUCCCUAUUGCAUGUUUCCUUCUUUCUUCCUCCAUUCCAUUUUCCAUAUCCUGAGAAAAGGACAUUUUGCAAUCAGAAUAAGUCCCAGUUAAGCUUGAUGAGGCAGAAACUAUUCGGGUUUUUUGCUAUAUGUUCUGACAACACUAUUUUGCUUUUUCUGGUUGCUUAGUUGGGACAGGGAAGCAUUUAGCCCAGAACUGAAGAAAGUUCAGCUGUAGUAUCAUAAAGUAGCUUUGAGGUUUCACUGCAUAACAUACUAAAGGUAACAGACUACAUAUGAAAACUUCUGUACAUAAAAUAAAUUGAAACCAAAGUUGCUAGUAUCUGAAAUCCCCCAAUAAAAUUAUUGUAAGAGCUUUAUGUGAUGACCAUAGCAUAAUAUGAUUUUUUUCUGGUAUUUGGAUUCCUAUCUCAUUGUGUGAGCUGUGGCCUUUUUAAGCCUAUGAUUUGAGGAAUGGAUUUUAUAGAAAUAAUGGCUUUGUUAACAUCACUGUCUUUUUUCAUAAAGAUAUCUAUGUGUCAGUCAUUCUUUAAUAAAUUGUUUUAAAGAAUAAA